Messenger RNA from Mugil cephalus (flathead mullet), 2109 nucleotides. It is a transcript of the gene pdap1a, whose product is annotated as pdgfa associated protein 1a. Gene Ontology annotation, cellular component: cytosol. Gene Ontology annotation, molecular function: RNA binding. The record is from RefSeq and is a predicted model, not a curated record. NCBI's taxonomy places the organism in Eukaryota, Metazoa, Chordata, Actinopteri, Mugiliformes, Mugilidae. The transcript is spliced from 6 exons. Bases 180 to 662 code for a protein of 160 amino acids.
GUCCGCGAGUGACUGCAGGCGUCCGUCGAGUCGACUCGUUUGUGCUUUCAAUAGCGGGAGAGACGAAGUACUUUCUAGCCUUCCUUACAGCACUUUACGUCGCCGGCUUUACCCGUAAACACUCGUAUCUUCCCGUGACACCGUAGUGGACAUUGUCUGUACUAACCUCACUUCCAGUAAUGCCUCGCGGAGGGAAGAAGGGCCACAAGGGCCGAGGGAAGCAGUUCAGCAACCCUGAGGAGAUCGAUCGACAGAUGAAGGCCCAGAGAGAGAUGGAAGCAAAUGAAGGCGCAGAGAAGGGGAGCUCAUCGGGUUCUGAAGAGGACAGCAGCAGCGAUGACGAGUCUGACUCCAGAAAGAGAAGUGGAGUGGAGGGGCUCAUAGAGAUUGAGAAUCCCAACCGUGUGUCUCAGAAAAAUAAGAAGGUGACCGAAUUAGACGUCAAUGCCCCCAAAGAGUUGUCACGCAGAGAGAGGGAGGAGAUUGAGAAGCAGAAAUCAAAGGAACGCUACAUGAAGCUGCAUCUGGAGGGAAAGACCGAGCAGGCCAGAGCCGACCUGGCCAGACUGGCCAUCAUCAAGAAACAGAGGGAGGAAGCUGCCAAGAAGAGAGAUGAACUCAGGAAAGAAAAAGAAGCGGAAGAAGCCAAAGCAAAGCGCUAGUCUUCUACCUGAACGCUUCAACAUGCACUUCAGUCUCAGAGAGGGAUGGAUGGAGGGAGGAGGAGAUCUGGAGGAGAACGGGGAGGGGACCGGUGUGAGUGUAUUCAGGUCAGGGCUGCUCCUGAACUCCUGGCCUUCAUUUCAAAAUCAGAGGGGCGAGGGUCUUCCAUGACACUAGGGUCAGGACAGGAACAUGGGUGGAGCAAAGCAAGAUGAAGAGGAAUGCAACAUUUGGGACGCCUCCUAGUUUUCUUCAGAGUUCCUUAGGCGUUCCAGAGGAGACAACCGCAGGCUUUCCAAGUGCUUCACAGCCUCUUCACUCUUCCCCCACUCGCCAGGGUUUUAAUUCUAAAGCUGCUGAACUUAUUUCCAUUCCUUAUCAUUGAUACAUUUUUACAGGUUUACCUAAUAGAAGUUUACUUGGCAGGUAUAACAGUGGGCACGCAUGAGGAUUUCUUUGGUGCUUCAGUUUUUCUUCCAUCUCGUCUGUUUUGUGAGAAAGCAAACCGGUGAGGGAUGGAGAGAAGGACGUUGUUCAGAGGAUACACUGAGGUGUACUGAGGAGUGCAGUCUUUUAUUCUGGGUUGCCGCGCCACAGCCAUCAACACCAUCCGAACAAAACGAGAAUCUGUUUAUUUUGCCAUCAACUUUAUCUUUACACUCUGCGCUCUUGUUCGAUUUGAAAUGUUAAGAAGCCACAGCAUGUCAAUAAAUCGGUCAAUAUUUAGUUUAUGUCACUGUCUCAUGGAUCGACUCCCACAUGUACUCUUUACGCCCUUCAAUCAGCUGAUUGCCGAUUUCAGAAAAAUGGUUUAAAAUUGUAAAAAAAUAAAUAAAAAUUAGCUUAAAACACCAUGAAUAUUACUUGAAUUCACUAAAACAAGUGUUCUGCUCAUGAGUGCUGGAGAUCCCAGUCUCGUACUGCCUCAGUAACUGACCUUGUCCCGUUUCCGACGGGUUCCUCCGUAAUUCUGUAGGAGAUAUUGUGUCUUUUGUUGCCUUUCUAAAGUUUACAUAAGACCAAGUCACUGUAUUUCUCCUGUACUUAAAGUGCUACAAAGAACCUGCACUGACAUAGUUGAUUAGGUACACAUACAAUAAUCCAACCCUAACACAAUAGCACAACUAACAGCAGUCUCUAGUUCAUCACAGACGGCUCAACUCUAUCUGACAGUGCAGCUUAAAAACGACAUUAGCUUAAAUUCACUGCAAGCCAUUUAUUUUGUUCAUACCUCGCAGGUGCACGUUAAUAAACUGGUAACUCUGUAUGUGGAGGGAUUGGGAUUGCCUUGAUCAGGGAAAUAGUAUUCUCUUUAAUAUGGAAGAAGUCCACUGAACAUAUAACGAAGUGUGAGAGAUGUAGCCGCAGCAGAAAAUGUAAUUCUCCAUCAUGUAUUGGAAGCCAUUUUAAAAAAAAUAAAAAAUAAAAAUAAAGUCAUGAAAAGUU